ACUCUUUUUAGAGAUGCAGAGUCAGGGUGUGGAUCUUGAUCUUGUAACGUACACAAUAAUGCUUGAUGGUCUUUGUAAGAAUGGAAAACUGGACGAGGCACUUGAACUAUAUUGCCAGUUGGAAACGAGUGGGAUUGACCUCGAUAUCUUUGUCCAUAGUCUUAUGAUGCAUGGCUUGUGCAAGAGUGACAAGGUUGAUGAGGCACUCGGAUUGUUUAAUAAACUUUCUGAUAAAGGGAUUGAACCGAACGUAAACACGUACAAUACAAUGAUUACUGGAUUUUGUAGAAAAAGUUUGCUCAGUGAAGCCGACAAGCUGUUUAAGAAUAUGAAAAAGAUUGGUUGUAUGCCAAAUGAUUGUACGUAUAAUGUACUGAUCCGAGGUCAUCUCAAAGGUGGCCAUGUAGCAACUGUUAUCGAGCUUAUUCGGGAAAUGAGAAGCUGCGGUUUUUCAUCAGAUGUUUCAACCGUGGAAAUGGUUGUUGGUAUGUUAUCGGACGGGAGAUUGGAGAAAAGUUUUUUGGUUCUUCUUUCUCGGUGAGCUGUAAUGCGGAGGUUGCUUUCGGUCAUGGAAGUCUUGUGACAACGAGGUGAGUUCUUCUGUUCUGAAUUUAGGCUUGUUUAGCUGUUCUGAAUUUUCAUCAGAACCACAUUG
Tarenaya hassleriana is the source of this 655-nucleotide messenger RNA. Its product is annotated as pentatricopeptide repeat-containing protein At3g22470, mitochondrial-like. NCBI's taxonomy places the organism in Eukaryota, Viridiplantae, Streptophyta, Magnoliopsida, Brassicales, Cleomaceae. The transcript has 2 exons. The record is from RefSeq and is a predicted model, not a curated record. The coding region runs from base 14 to 541 and encodes 175 amino acids. Gene Ontology annotation, molecular function: protein binding.